This is a messenger RNA of Protopolystoma xenopodis, 219 nucleotides long. Lineage: Eukaryota; Metazoa; Platyhelminthes; Monogenea; Polystomatidea; Polystomatidae. The record is from the annotation of a GenBank genome assembly.
AUGGUGUCCUGCUCUGAUGAUGCCCAUCACAUGACGGACGAAGGCUCAGCAAGGAUUCAUCGGGGUCGCAAAGCGGUGCGCCGAGGAUUGUUCGUACAAAUCUACAACCACAGCUUCAAGGCAACCCCCUUACAGCCUCCGAUGAAAAAAACUUACAAAUCCCUUCCACUCGCCUCUUCAAACGAAAUGAAAGGUACUCCAACAUCAAACAUGUUCUAA